AUGACAUUAUCCAAUAUCGAUUCAUUGAAGAGGUAUCUUUUUGCCUUACCGGCAGAACAUGAUUUCUGUUUCAAUAAUGAUGUUAGGAAAUCAAUCAGAAGAGAAUUAUUCAUGGCAAUAUCUAAUAGAGGAAAGUAUUUACAUUGGCUUUUCCCUAACAUUUAUGAUGACAAAACUUCAGAAAAGGAUUUGAAUAACAAAUUCAAACAGUUAGAUGAAGAGUUUGAAUGGAAAUUUUCAAAUUACUAUAAACUAAAUCUGCAUGGGAGAGAUCCAAAGUAUAAUACUCAUAAUCAUCAUGCCUUCCAUUCAAGUCUGCCGUGUUCUCGUAUAUUCAGAAAAGGUGAACCAAUCUACAGAUGUUUGACUUGUGGAUAUGAUGAUACUUGUGCUCUUUGUUCACAUUGUUAUCAACCUGAGUUUCAUCAAGGUCAUAAAGUACAUAUAACUAUAUGUUUAAGAGAAAAUGGAGGAGUUUGUGAUUGUGGGGAUCCAGAAGCUUGGGUUAAUGAAUUUCAUUGUCCUUAUGCUUCCAAGGAUGGCGAUAGUACAGAAAUUCGAAAUUCUGAUUUGCCUGAAGAAUUAGUAGAGUCCUUUUCAGCUACCAUAGGGGUAUUGUUGGACUUUGUUAUUGAUAUCAUGUCUCGAUCUGAUUUACAGUAUUUGCCUCACGAAUCAAUGGAUCAAAGAUUCAUUGAAUAUUAUUCUAUGGCUUCAGGAUUGGAUUCCCUUGCCUAUGGGUAUCAAGAAAGUGAAGCUAUUGAAGAUAUCAAUAGUCCUGAUUAUUUCUUAAUGGUGUAUAACGAUCAAAUAAGACACUAUAGAGAUGCUAUACAAAGAAUACGAUUAGCUAGUAAAAGGGUUCAAGAUUUCGCCAUCAUGGUGACCGAUAGGGUUCAAUCCUAUGGUAAAGGUAGAGUUGUUAGUUCUAAAAACAUUGCUCAUUUGCAAGAACGUCAAAAGAUUUUAGCUGCUACAGGAUUGGCUACUUCUAUAAGAAGUCAUAGAGAUGUUUUCCGUGAAGAUAUGUGUGAUGAAAUUUUGGUAUGGAUUAAUUCCUUGACUGAAAGUGAAAUGUUCAAGACUUAUAAUCAAGCUAAGAAUCUUUUCUGUAUUGCGUUUUGUAGUAGAUGGAAAUCAGGAUUGAAAACUUCAGUUGGAGUUGAUGAAUUAUUGGUUUACAACACCGGGAGAUUGGAUAUACUAAAUCAGAUCCCCAAGAUUCCUGCUUUAAAGAAACAACAUGAAAAUAAGGAAUCCCAACAUUGGAAAUUUGAACCUUCAAUGUGGCCCUUACAGCAAGACAUUUGUGAAGAGUGUGAUUAUAAUUUGAAUGUUAAAGAUUAUGAAUUGAAUACUAAUCACCUUGGUUCAAGAUUACAAUAUUUGAUUUAUAUGGAUAUUAGGUUCUGGAGGUCUAUAAGAUCUUUAUUACAUGAUAUGUACUCCACAUCCCUUAUCACCAAUUUGAAGUACAAGAAGAUCAUAUCUUAUCAAUACGUGGAUAUUUAUCCGGUUGUUGCUGAUAUGUUCUUAACCAUGGAUAGAGAACCAGAAUUGAAUAUCAUGAGUACGCUAUCUACUCAAUUAUUUACAUGUCCUUCGAAUUCUACUUGUAUUGUUCAACAUGGUGAUUUGUCACGAGUAUUUGCUUCAAUUUAUGGAUUUUUGACUGUAGAACAGAUCAAAUCUCCUCAAGACUUGGAAGUUUGUCAUGAAGUUUCUCUUAGAAGUUUGAAAAAUCGGAGAUGGGGCCAAAUAUUUUUCGAUAUUGGAUAUAUUUUGAGUAGAAGUAGACAUCCAGCUAUCAUAUUAUCCCCCGAAGUUAUUGGUAUGGCUUGUGAUAUAUUGGCACUUUUCCAGGGAAGACCAGUUUUGAAAAGAGAAGGUGAAGCUCAUGUAGAAUACGAGAGUCCAGAUUAUACUGCAUUCUUUCAUGCCAUACUGGUAAUUUAUCAGUUUGGAGAGUUCCUUGCUCAAUGUCUCAAUAGAAUUCAAGAAAUGAAAGACGAUCAAAUUACAAAAAUUUCUAAUGAGGCUGUUUCUUAUGUUUAUGAAUUUCUUCUCAAACUCGAACAAGGACAAUACCCAGGUUUAGAAGAUGCCUCAGUUGAUGUAGACCUUCAUAAAUCCAAAGAAUUUAGUGUGGAUCCUGUAGAUGGAACAGCCAUUCAACUUUUUGAUAUAUCUAAAGAUAAGGUAAGUUUCCUUCACCCUAUUCAUUCCUUACUUUCUUGGUUGAUUGAAUUAUCCAGCUUUUCAUCGGUUUCGGACAUCAAGGGAAUUUUCGAACAAUCCAUGGUCGAUCAUGCCAAUCAGCUUCAACUAAAAACAUAUAUCCCACAAACUUUUAUCUUUGAAUAUUCCAUUAGAACUAUCGUUUUGAUGUCUCAGAUAAAAACUGGGUUUUGGGUUAGAAAUGGGUUUAGUGUCAAAUCUCAAUUACAAUUGUAUAAGAGCACAAGUUUGAGGGAAAGUGGAUACAUGAGGGACAUAUUUAUGACACAAAUCUUUGCCAUUAUGGCCUCACCGUCUCUAUUCUGUUAUACUGUUUUGAGUAGAUGGCUACUUUUAUAUGGCUAUGUCAUGCCUUCAAACAGUGAAACCCUCCAAGAAUUGGAAUUUGAUGGUAGAGUUUAUCCAAAAAGCACUCGUCAAAUUACCACGGAAGUACCUUACGAGAAGAAAAACAUCCCUGUUAUGGUUGAAGAAUGUAUUAACUUCUUCAUCCAUUUGUUAUGUGAGGAUAUCCAUCUUCGAAAGUUAUCCAACCAACAGAUCACCGAAAAUAGAAUCGAAAAUGAAAUCAUCCAUAACUUAUGUUUUGGUCAAAUGAGUUAUACCAAACUCUGUUCAACCAUACCUGACCAUAUAAUAGCUGAAAAAAGAUUUGAUAUUAUUUUAGAGGACUUGACCAUUUUCACACCACCAAACAAUGCUAAAGAUGUGGGUACUUAUAGAUUGAAAGAUGAGUUUUUCUCCAGAAUUAAUCCUUAUUAUUUCAAUUAUUCUACUAACACAAAAGAAGAUGCAGUGAAAUUGGUCAAGGAGAAAUUGUGUAGUCGAAAGAAAUUGAAACCAGAAGAGAUAGUCAUAAAACCUAAAUUAAGAGACCCCCAAGAACUUGGAAUUUUUAGAUUCAUUGGUAAUUUUUCAACGUCUCAAUAUUUCAUUGACUUCAUCAUUAGAACCCUUAUCCUGUUACUAGAAGAAGGGCCUGAUUGUAGAGACGAAUCAGUAUUGGAGACUUUGUUACAUUUGAUUCACGUCUGUUCAUUUGAAAACAAUUUGGAUAUCCAAAAGUAUGGAUCGUUUUACCAUAAGUUCAUCAGUAAAUCGGAGAUUUUCAAUGUUUCUAUGGCUGAAGUACUUUAUCAAGUUUUACUGAACGAACAUUUUAAAUCUCAUCAUUCAAAAACCAGAGCCAUAUUUGCAGUCUUUGGAUCAAAAUACGAUAUUAUUUCGUCCAUGUCAUUCAUCCCAAGCUUUCAAGAACAAAAUUUGAAAGAUUCAGGCAACCAAGAUUACAUGGAAAGUGAAACUGAUAGAAAAAGAAGAGUGGCUAAGGAAAAACAAGCAAAACUUAUGGCAAAGUUCAAAAAACAGCAAUCACUGUUUCUUAAGAAUAACAUGAUGAAUUCUGUUGAUAUGAGUGAUACAGAAAUGGAAGAUUCUGAAAAAACUGGAUGGAGGUUCCCUGAAAAUCAUUGUAUGUUAUGUCAAAAUACUUCUCAAAAUAAUGGACCUUUUGGAAUCAUUGCUCAUGUUUCUAAGUCCUCCGAAUUCAGGACGGUGCCUUUUGACAACAAAUACUGGUUUUUGAAAGCCUUCUCUGAUACAGCCAAUCUUGAUGUCGAUGAAUCAGAAAAGAACGAGAAUGUUUUUACUGAGAAGUGGAAGAACUAUAUCAAGAAGAUAGACGAAGAUAAUGUAAUUGGACCAGGUUUCAAACAAGCUGAACAUAUCGAUAAUAAAUUAGUAUCACAAAGUUGUGGUCAUGGAAUGCAUUUUCAAUGUUAUAUGGUAUUUUUGAACAGUAAUAAGAAUAAACUGAAUCAAAUUACUAGAAAUGCCCCGGAAAAUAUCGACCAUAAAGAAUUUUUAUGUCCUUUAUGUAAAGCUAUUGGGAAUAUGUUUGUACCUAUAAUGUCUACCCACAAUGACAGAGAUCUUGUUGAAUUAUUAACACCAGGAGAGAUCGAUAAAGGAGAUCUUUCGUCAUUCAAAUCAUUACUGAAAUUCGAAACCGAUAAACACCAAUGGUUUCAGGAAUUCACCAAUAGAUUCAAGAAUGAUUUGAUUCAAUGGGAAAGACUUACUCCUCAAGCUAAACAUUCGCUUCAAUCCACCGGUACUCUUUCUGGAGAUCAAGUACUCUUGAGAGAAGCUUUGGCUCAUAUUGAACAAUUGAUGAAGUUAUUUUCAUUCCCCAAUAUGUUCAAAAAAGAUGCAGCUGAAAUUAUAGCUAACACCAUCAAAGCAACGGAAAUCUCCUUAAGAGGAGAAACAUCGAAUGAAACCUUGGUGACUCAACAACUUUCUAACAAUGUGUUGAUCAAUUUAAGAUCACUCCAAGAAUAUAGAAUAACUUCCUUAUACUUGGGUAUUCAAGAAGGGGUUAACCCUUUCAUCGCUACCUUAGGAGGAAUCAGAUCAUUUUAUGAUGAUUCAUUGUUCUACAAAAAUGUGUUACAGAAAGAUUUCUUUGAAUUACUCACUUCAAUGUUCCCAGUACCAAGUGCUGGAUUCCUGUUCAAUUUGUUAUUGAAAGCUUGUUUCAUGGGACAAAUCAUUCAAAAUGUUCUAUUACUUGUUACACAAAUCAUCAACCAUGAUUUCUACCAAUGUGAAGAAUAUUCUAUUCUUGAUGUUCCAGCUAUAACUACUGUGGAUGAAGACAGAGCUAGCGCAGCUGUUUUAUUAUUCAAAAAAGUUAAGAGAAUCUUACAUCCUGACGAUGAUGAGGAUAUGAUAUCUAAUGAUCAGAAUUUUGGAUUUGUCUUUUAUUCCAUGUUGAUCAAAUCUUGUACUCCAUUUUUAAGAAGAGCUGCCAUAUUGGCCUUUGUUGCUAGUGCCGAGGACAAAAACAUUGAAUGGACCAAAUUCCACACAUUAUUUUUAGAAGCCGAUAGAUUGUGUUCACUUAUGAAUAUUGAAAACAUGUAUGAUUUCAUACUUAAAUUCAUUAGUGAGGACGCUAGUUUCGAAAGAGAAAGGUUUGAUAAAUUUUUCGAAUCUUACAAAGUGUCGGAAAAGUUCAUGGACAAUGAAGAUCUUAUUCAAAUGGAUUAUCCAGGAUUAAUCAAGUUAAUUGAUUUACCCGAGAGACUUGAUUAUUUCUUUACUAAGUUUUAUUACCUGGAUAAGUACAAUAAUCCUCAUAUGUCGAUUGAAGAUCCUGCAAUUUGUUUGUUCUGUGGUGAAGUAAUGGAUGCCCAAAAAUGUGCUCUAGGGAAGAAAUUUGGUGAAUGUACCACCCAUUAUUUAACUGAAUGUCUGAAUAAUGUUGGAAUUUUCUUACUCCCUAAAGAUAAGACCAUUCUUUUAUUACAUAAAAAUGGAGGUUCAUUCAUGGAAGCUCCUUAUUUAGAUCAACAUGGAGAAUUACCUGAUGAGAGUAAAAGAAGUAAAACCUUAUAUUUAAUGACCCCAAGGUAUAAUAAUCUUAUAAAACACAUUUGGCUUGAACAUAAUGUAUCAAACAUAAUAGUUAGAAAAUUAGAUAGUGUCAUAGAUGCCGGAGGUUGGGACACUUUAUGA
This is a messenger RNA of Yamadazyma jaroonii, 5760 nucleotides long. The record is from the annotation of a GenBank genome assembly. Lineage: Eukaryota; Fungi; Ascomycota; Pichiomycetes; Serinales; Debaryomycetaceae.